Molecule: messenger RNA, 448 nt
Organism: Cylicocyclus nassatus
Lineage: Eukaryota; Metazoa; Nematoda; Chromadorea; Rhabditida; Strongylidae
Source: the annotation of a GenBank genome assembly
GUCCAACUUGCAAUGGCUCGUAGUAAGCAGACGGCCCGCAAGUCUACCGGCGGAAAAGCUUCGAGAAAGCCACUGGCGAUGAAGGCUGCACGAAAAUCUGCCUCAGCCACCGGAGCAGUGAAGAACCCACAUCGUUGUCGUCCUGGCACCGUUGCUGUCAGGGAGAUCCGUCGUUACCAGAAGUCAAACGAACUGCUCAUCCGUAAACUGCCGUUCCAGCGUCUUUCUUCAGCGGCGAUGGCCCUAGAGGCGUCCGAGACUUACCUAGUGGGAGUUUUUGAAGACACGAAUUUGUGCGCCAUCUAUGCAAAGCGUGUCACCAUCAUGCCCAAGGACAUCCAACUGGCUACGACCAUUGUACCAGUGAUAGAUGUACAAAUUGAUGAUGUAGUUAUGACGGUACAUAGAUGUCUUUGAGCUAAAUUACUUUUUUAUCCGUGCUUGAGGC